AUGACUGUUAAGGCGGCAUUCGUUGGGGCUUCCGGAGCUACACUGCGCCAUGUGCUAGCAUCGACAUUACUGGCGGGCCAUCGCGCUGCUGCCCUCGUCCGGGAUGAAUCCAAACUCAAAAAGAUCUUGUCAGGUCUCGGCGUCUCUAACGAGAUUGUCGAGUCACAACUCAUCGUCACAGAAGGUUCAUCCCGUGAUGCAAAGGCGAUGCUCAGGCUUCUUUGCAGCGAUCCGGAACUCAUCUUCAGUGGCGUCACGAGUCUUCCCAAGUUCUCACUUAAUCCAUUCCGCCCAAUCGGCAUGCAGGAUGCCACCAUCACGGGAGACUCUGCUAUUGCAGCAAUUAAUGCUCUCCGUGAGCUGAGAUCCACAGGCAGACUCUCAAACUCGCCCCUAUACAUACCGAUAUCGUCGACUGGUCAUGGCUCGCAACGAGAUCAGCCUCUUUUAUUGAUUCCACUUUACCUGUGGCUUCUGCCAAUCGCCCAGGAGGACACUGCCGUUUUGGAGAAGGUUGUACGCGAAGCAGCCAAGGAAGCUGAUUCGCCUCUUGGUGGCUACGUUAUGCUACGACCGCCGCUGUUGACUCAUGGUAAAAUGAAAGGGCGUGAAUCUAUCCGAGUAGGUUGGAUUUGGGAGGACGAGGUCUUCAAGAGCCAAGAUGAGGAGGAGCAGGGCGUCGAGAUUGGAUGGACUAUUAGUCGGCUGGACUUGGCAAAGUGGAUGUUCGAAGAGCUUGUUCAAGGAGAUGCUCACAAGUGGAAAGGGAAAUGCAUCAAUCUUACAUACUAG
Messenger RNA from Aspergillus lentulus, 792 nucleotides. The record is from RefSeq and is a predicted model, not a curated record. Lineage: Eukaryota; Fungi; Ascomycota; Eurotiomycetes; Eurotiales; Aspergillaceae.